CCGGGCUCCCGCCUCCGCGCCCCGGGCGCCGAGUCCCGCUGCGCGUCAAGAGGGAGAGCCGGCAGCGGGCUGCUCUGCCGGGAGCCGGAGCCGGAGCCGAAGAGGCAGCUGCAGCAGCAGCAGCAGGCAGGACCCGCCCUACCCCAAAGCAGCCCGGCUCUGGCCGGGGACUUUGCCCUGGCUGCGCAAAAGCUGCAGGCCAACAAACAAGAUGGAAGAAUUUCUGCAGCGCACCAAAACCAAGCUGAGUCGAAAUAAACAUUUGGAUAAAGUACAUGUAGUACUUGGAAAUAAAACCUGUGAUUUGGAUUCACUUAUUUCAGCUUUAACGUAUGCCUACUAUCUUGAAAAGGUCAGUCCACCUAACAUUCUGUGCUUGCCUGUACUGAACAUACCAAGAAGAGAAUUCUGCUACUGCACAGAAACGAGGUUUAUUUUGGAGGAACUGAAUCUCCCAGAGUCUCUCCAUAUCUUCUGUGAUGAAAUCAAUUUGUAUCAGCUGAACAAUGAAGGGAAAUUGUCUCUUACGCUUGUGAACAGCAGUGCACUAACAAGUGAAGAUAAAAAUUUGGAAUCAGCUGUUGUCAGAGUCAUCAACCCUGAAGAGCGAUGUGAUGGCAACCUGGAGACCUCAGCGUCCUCUUCCUCUCUGGUAGCGAAAGAGAUUCUCCAAGAGGCACCAGAGUUAAUCACUCGGCAACUGGCUCAUCUUCUCAGAGGGAGCAUCCUCUCUUUGGCCAUGGAUCCUGAACAAAUUACGAGAGACCAGGAAGAAGUGCUUUCAAAGUUAGAGGAGAAAUUCCCAGAGCUGCUGCCUCGAGAGGAUAUUAUCACCGCUCUACAGGAAGUUCAUCUCCAUGCAGAUGGGCUAAGGAUUGAGGAGGCCAUGCUCAAGGAUCUAAAAGAGGUGUCAGAUGGAGAAAUAAAAGUAGCUGUUAGCACUGUGUAUAUGAAUUUGGAGGACUGCCUAUUUCACAGAAACAUGACCGGAGAUCUAAAAGCAUUUGUAGAUAAGUAUGGUUUUGAUGUCCUUGUCAUUUUGGCCAGCUACUUAUCAGAAGAAAGGCAAGAAAAAAGGCAGAUAGCAGUUUAUUCAGAAAACAUGGAGAUGGGAAAUCAGAUUUGUUGUGAAUUAGAAGAAUGUCAGAAUCCUUGCCUAGAACUGGAUCCUCUGGAAUAUGGAUGUGAUCAAUUCCUCAUUUAUCACCAAGAAAAUUCUUCAGCCAAUUGCGAUGAAAUUUUCCUGCUAAUGAAAGACGUUAUCAGCAGGAGACAUCCAGAAAUGGCACCAAACAGUAGAACAUCUUCCACUGAAGCGGUUGCUGGAAGCGCUCCACUUUCUCAAGGAUCUUCUGGUAUUAUGGAGCUUUAUGGCUCUGACAUUGAACCACAGCCAAAUGUUGUCAACUUUAUAGAGAACCCUCAAGAUCAUAAUGGAUCUGUCCAAGCCCAUGCUGAUGCUAAUGUAGAUCUUGUGAGUCCAGACAGUGGGCUUGCUACUAUUAGAAGCAGCAGAUCCUCCAAGGAGAGCUCAGUUUUUCUUAGUGACGAUAGCCCAGUAGAAGGAGCAGCAUCUCAUCACAGUUUCCUUUCCGGUUUUGAUUCCUAUAGUCCCAUUCCUGAAGGAGCAGUAGCUGAAGAAGAAAAAUCUCAGCCGAGGAACAGCAGCAACAAUUUUGAUCUAUUCAACUUUGAUUUAGCACCAAUGGCUGCAGUUCAGAUGGAUUCUUCUCAUUCUGUGGACUGUUCCCCUCCUGAUGACUUCUCCCAUGACAGUGGUUCAUCAGAAGGACAACCACCAACUGACUCAAAAGUAAUUGAUGAGACAAAUCUAUCAGAAUGUGACAUUGCAAAUUAUUCAACUGAUUUACCAAUGACAAGAAAGGAAGAAGAUGACACAAUAAAAUUUAAUGAGUGUAGCCACCUGCAAGAACAUCCUAGUAUGAUAGACCUAGAAAAUGACUCUUCCUCUCAUCCUAAAGUGUUGAACAAUGUUGAGAGGAGAACUCCACCAAUCUCUAUGAACAGCCGUGUGGAAUCUCCGCCUUUAGAUGGUGGGCCAUCUUUAUUUUGUCCACAAGAUAAAAUUAAAGAAAAUAAUGAAACUGAUUAUGUGAACAAUUCUCAGUCUCGUACGAGAUAUGGGAGCUGGUGGGAUGGGUUUCAAAUAGACUCCAAAAAUGCUGUUACAUGGAGUUCAACUGAAGCAGAAUCUGUAUUUCAGAGUCCUGAUUCAUGGAAAGAAUAUAAAACAAGUCUAUUACUGAAAGAGCAAACUGAUAGAAGAGCUUCAGAUUCAGUCUGUAUACAAGAGCAUCAGAAGCGUAUGGAUUUUGCAAGAGCAGGUAUUUGGGAGAACAAGUUUGGUGCUGCCCAAGUUAAGCAGGAUUUGGGAUGCCAUCAAAAAGACAAUGAACAACCAAUGGAGGACUUUGCUAGCAUGUGGAAUACCAGUCAACCAGUUCCUGCAAUUUCUGGUCCAUGGGGUAAUACCAAUAGUAAUGGUGGACACAUCAACUCAAAUUCACCUAAUGUUUGGGCAGAAAUUGAUCAUGAUGGUUCUGGACAUUCAGAGUGUACAUGGAAUGUUCCUCAGGUAGAUUUUGAUCAUAUUUCCCCAAUGAAACUUGAUACAUGGGUUAUGUCUAACUGUUCACCAGAACACUCUGAAUGCAAUGAUUCUGAACAUCUAAACAGUCAAGUAGACCUAGGAUCAAAGAAUGAAGGACAAGCUAGUUCAACAAAAACCAACAGAACAUAUGAAAAUGCAAAUAAUGAUACGAGUGGCAUGCUGAAGAAUGUUAAAUUGGCUAUGGAACACCAAAGGGAUACUGUACCUAAACCCAAAGAAUUUGAAAAUACCAAUGGAUGGGCCAUGUAUGACACAAACAUUAGAAAAGAGGCACUUGGAAAUCUUGUCUCUUGGGAAGACCCCUUCCUGUCAUAUAGAGAAUCAGACUUUAACACCUCAAAUACAUGUGACGAUUUUAUUGUUUCUCCACCGGAUACAAAUUAUUCAACAUCUGACUCAUAUGUAUCACCAACAGGGGCUGGAGAUGAAAAAGAGAGUGAGGGCAAACAUUAUGAGCCAAUCUUGGAUCAAAUGGUAAACAUAAGCUCGGGUGAACCUGAAACAUACAGUUUUGGAGAUUUGAAAUUGCCACAAACAUCAGCGUUAUGUUCCACUGAUUCUGACUAUGGAAGUCGAGGCCCCUGGGAAGCACCACUUAAUAAUAAGAACCAACUGGAAGCAGUACAUUCUGAAACUACUAUUAUAAAAAAUAUUGAUUUACUUGAUUUGAAACAAAAAGGUGCUACAUAUUUUUCAGAUGACUACUGUGAUCAUGAAAGUAGUGCUUCAAGUUCUGAAGACACUGGAAUAACGAUGUUUUCUACAGAGAAAAAUAGCCACUCAGCUCUAAAUAAUAUUGAAGGGGGAAAUGCUGAUGUAAGUAGUGAUGUCAUCCUUCAGGACACAAAUGACAUGGAGAGAACAUUUUCAGUCAGUGAUCAAGUAAAAAGAAACAAACAAUCAGAGCAGAACACCAGACUUCUAGAUAAACAGUUGAACCAGUGGAAUGAACAGCUUCAAUACAAUCAUCAGGCUGGAUUAGAGCACAGUGGCAUCUUUUCUGCCUCAAAGCAAGUAGUCAAGCAAUGUCAAAGAACAGAUGAGGGAAGUGGGCAAGUCACCCUUGAAAAUAUUAGGAAUGAAAUGAUGCAAAAUGACAAUAAAGACUUGAUCCUUCCACUUCCUCUCUCGUCUAGUAAUAGUUCAGAGGAAAGCAGGGCAAUUUUUGGUUCUCCCAGGUCACCAGAAAAAACAAGAUGUAGUGACAGUCUAGAAGAUGUAGUAGCAGAGCCAGAGGAAAUAAGCCUGCCAUUUUCCAAUGAGACUCAUCCUGUCAAUGAGGAAAAGAAGGGUGGAUCUCUCGAUAGCAAUGCAGAAUAUUUUGCUACAUCUCCCAAAAAAGAAAACAAGCACAUAGUUCAUAGCCUUGACAUGGAUGCUUACCCAAAAUACAGUUUAAAUGUGUUAUCACCAUCUGAAAGUUUGGAUAGGGAACUAUCUGCACAGAAGAUCCCUGAGAAGGAGAGUGCAUCCCCAAGUUCCCCUAGAGGAGAAAACCAUCAAGGAAUGCAUUAUCCAGAGUUGGUUGAACAUCAAGAUGGAUGGGAUAAAUUGGAGAAACGUAUCUCUAAGUCAGAGCCAUCAAGUUGUUUGCUACAUGAUGAAUUGCCAGUACCAGUAGGAGAACAUCAGGAACAUCAGGAAUUUGAUGAGUCAGUUGCUAGCUUGAACAUUCAUAAAUCUGAUUUGGAAACUCCUGAAAAUGUUUCAGGAAUGCUUAGCAGUCAUGGAGCAUCUUUAGAGGAUAAAAAUCAAGAGGGAUCAAUGGAAAUACAACAGGAUUCAUAUACAGAAUAUACUCAAGCCCUGGAUACAAUGGAUAAGCCUAAAAUAAAUGACUUGUUGUCAAAUGGAAUGGAUUUGUCUCAUGAUAGUGAGACUUCUGAAAGCUUGGAGUCUGAGAAUAAGCUUUCCAAUGAGAAAUGUAUUGAUAUUAUUCCUCAUCAUGAGUUGUCCCAUAUUCUAGAUGCCUGGAAUGUAUCGAUGGAUGAACAGGCACAGUCUGUUGGAAUAAGCCCCAACAUAAAUGAGGCACUUGAAGGGUCAGAUACCAUGUAUAAUUUCCCAGAAGAUAUUCCUAUCAAAGACACCUAUUACAAAGAAGACACCACUUGUAGUGGUUCCAUUGACUAUACACACUCAAGUGCAACCACUCCCGAUACAAGUGAUUUUUCUACAAAUAUGCAUAUUUGGGAUAGCUUUCAGGUAGCUAAUAAUCAAAAAGAAAAUGAAGAUGCUUGGGACAUCACAACUGACGGUGAAGAAGCAUCUGGAGAAGAGUUACCUGAGAAUAAAAGCCAAGAAGAUUCUGAAACAAGCACUGAACACAAAGUGCCGAAAAACUUAGAGCUUUGGAAUGCUCAUGUGGAUGAUGAUACCGUAUCCUCAUUAUCAAGUCCUGGAAUUGAUGUAGAUUCAGAAUACUUGAGUAUGCAAGAGACAGGAAUACAGGCAGCUCUACAUCCUAACAGACUAGAGGCUGACAUACCAGGGCAAGAAUCUGUUCGGCCUCAUGAAACAAACCUUGUAAUUGAUUCAGAAGGUUCAAGCACUCCGUCUCAUUUCAAGGAAAAUGUCCAAGUAGUCACAUUAAAUGAAAAUUCAGAAAAUCUUAAUGCUUUUGACACUUCUGUGGAGGAUUAUGUUCAUGAAACAUCUGAAUGUUUAGCGCAUUGGGAAACAAUUCAGGAUGAAGCAGAUGGCCAUGCUAUACAAAUGUCUGAUAUAAAUCAUGAAGAAAACCAUGGCCCAAAGAAUUCAGAUGCUUGGGAUGUAAUAAUGCAAGGCCAUUCUGAAACCACAUUAGAUAAAAAUAAAAAAUCCAUAGUGGACAAUCUUAGAUUUCCAGAUGAUUCCUCGGAGUGGUGGAAUUUACAAAGCCAAGAUGAAAGUUCAAUGGAAGGUGCACAAUUUUAUUCUGAUAAUGAUUUAAAAAUUAAUGACACAGUCACCAUUACACAUGGUGCAAUGCAAAUACACACAGAAAAAAAUGAAAAGCGAAAAGAACCAAAUUUCCAUGAUGCUACUAAGUUUGAAAAUGAGUCUACUCAAGAUAACAGUGAAUGUGAAUGCAGAAAUGGAGCAAACUCACUGGCCAACAAAGAAGAAGAGUUGGAUCAAGGUACUGUGAAUUUUGAAGAGUGUUAUCCACUGUCACCAUCCUGUGAGGAUGAAAGUGGUGUAAAACAAGAAUCCUCUGUUACUAAUGUUAAAGAUCAGGAUGCUCUUAAACACCCUGUUCCAGAAGACUGGCAAUCAAACCUAUUAAACGCACUUGCUCAGGUCGAUCCAACACUUGGUCUGCUAAGAGAUAAAAUGAAUGCAGCAUCUAUCAAUCCAAAUGAAGUAAAUGUAAAUCUAUUAGAUAAAAAAGAAACCAGUGAACAAUUUCCAUCUAAUCCUCCACUACCUUUAAAACCAAUAAGGAAACCUAGCCCAAGAUGUGAUGAAGUUACACAGGAAAAUUCAUUUGUUCCAGAUAUAUUACAAAACAACAACCCUAGUGAUUGCCAGGCAUUUACUGUUGAUCCAGAUUUGUGGACUAAUGUUGAACAGCCUUUUGUCUUGAGAACAAAUGGUGAAAAUCCUGAUAUAUUAAGUCACUGUGAUCAAGACAGCAGUUCACAGGCCUCAAGUAGCCCUGAUGUUUGCAAUGAAUAUGAAAACAAGGAAACUUGUGCCCAAUCUUCUGUUCUAACUGAACCCGAAGAAGCUAUUCAGAUGUCUUCCAUGCUGUCAGAAAUAUACAAAGACAUAGACGUAGUCUUUAAUCAGCAGUUGACAAUUGACAGAGAAGAGUUAUGUCCUGAAAGUCUGUCUCUUGAUUAUGAGACAAGUCUUGGUGAGUCCUACAAAGGAACACUCGCUGGAAAUGAGGAGUUAUCUGAAACUGGAGAGGAAACUGUUAUGCAUGAAUCUGACAUAGCACAUAAAACUACUACUGAAUUAGAGGAUCUUCCAAGUUCGUGUAGUGAAAAUUUGGAAGCAGAACUCAUAAAUCAGGAAAGCAAUGCCUAUGAAAAUAAAAACUUUGAAGAACAGGAAGGUGCAACUUCCUCAGACAAAAUGAAGUCUAUGGAUCCUGCUGUUGCUCUGGCUUCACCUACAGGGAUGGAUGAUCAGCUGGAAGCAUCAGAUAUGCAUGGCAUCAGUAAGAUGUCAGUUGCCACUAAACCAUCUACCACACUGAAUGAAAUUAAUCCCAUUGCAAUCUUAGACAAUCAAUCAGAGAAAAGAGUAGAAACCAAUGAAAUAUUCAGAAAGAAACAUUCAUUGCAAGCCUCCCUAGAAGAAGAAAAUGAAGAUUUCCUCUAUGGUGCAGAAAGUCAAUAUGCCACUAAUAUUCUACAAGAACCUGAAAAUUUGCAGGAGAAUAAUAGCCCAUGGGUUGUAGGAUCACUCACAGAACAAUCACCACUUGCAUGUACUUCUCCAUUUGAUGUAUCAUUUGGUCAUGAUUACACUCUUCAGAAAGGUGGCGUGAACAUUUCAGAAUGUGGCACUGUUGAUAUCAAAGGUGAGGUUGCAGAAUAUUCUCAAGCAGAUCAAGGUUGGGAAUCACUGUUAGUAGAGUCUGACGGGACUCCUGGAUCUUCAUGUACUUUGAAAAAAUUUGAAUAUGAAACAGAUUCAAGUAAUAUUGAAUCACCCACGGGUGUCAAUGAUCUUGAUCAUUCAGAAUCUAUAGCUACUGAUGUCUACAAUGAGAUUGCAGGAUGCACUCAAGAGGGUCAAGACUGGGGAUCAUUUCUGUUAGAAUCCAGAGAGACUCCUGAAUCAUCAUCUGCUUUAAAAGAAUUCAAAUAUGAAACAGAUUCAAGUAAUAUUGAUUUAUCAGGUGCUGGAAGUGCAAGGAGUAUUUCAGAAUCUAAGCCUAGUGAUUCCGAUGGUAAGACUGGGAAAUGUUCUCAAGAAGAUCAAGAUUGGGGAUCUUUAUUGUUAGAACCUGAAGUGACUCCUAAGUCGACUGAUUUUUUGAAAGAAUUUGAGUAUGAAGCAGAAUCAAUUAAUAUUGAUUCACCAGCAGAUGGAGUCAUAAGCAUAGCCAAUGAAUCUAUCUGUUAUACACUGCAUAAUGCAAGUGAAGGGUGCAAGUCCAUAGAUAAGUCAGAGAUGAUAAGACCAGAAAGAAAGGAAAAGACAACUUUGAAAGAAGCCGAAGAUCAAUCUUCACUAGAGAUGGAUUAUGUCCUCAUUACUGGCGAAGAAACUGUAUCUUUGAGGAAGGAUAUCUUGGGAACACAAGAAAGUAAUUUCACUUCACAGGAAGCUACAGCAGUAGAACAAACGAAUUCUCUUGAAACCUUUUUAGCAGAGACCUCGGAUACAUUUCAGUCACUCUCCAUAAUAAAUGAAAGUGAAGGGCAGUCUGCUCUGGAGACUGAAUGGGAAUCUUUCUAUUUGGCAGAGAAAAGUUCUGCUGUUGUGCCUCAAAAACUGGGAGAUGAAAAGAAAUCACCCAGAAGCCCUGCGCGAGAUCAGGAAUGGACUAUGGUGGGCCAAAAUGGAGUGAAUGAUAUAUCACCUGAAGAAAACUGUAGCAUAGACACAAUAGAGUCACUAUCUAGACACCCUGUUAAAGAAUUAGAAGGUGUUUUAAGCCAGGAAUUGAUAUGUGAGACACAAGAUGAAACUCUGCUAGAGAGAAACCCUCACAAAUCAGGGCAACAAGAGGAUGGGAAAUCACACAAUAAAGGGACAGAUGCUCUUUUAUUGCAAGUUGUUGCUGGUGAUGGUGAAUUGGAUGUCCUUUCACAACAACAUUCUGUCAAUGGCAUGGUAACAGAACAAGAAGCAGAAGAGGAGACCCAAUUUGUUGGCAGUGAAAGAGAACUCAGUCCUGUAACAGGAUUGAUAUCGGAGGAUGUUGGAAUGGAUAUCCCUUCUAAUGAGACUAUGCUAGACUCCAGUGCUACAGAGAUGAGACCUGAACCUCCCAAUUCUCUAGAUAUCAAUGGUUCCAGCUCCAGAAGGAUAAAACUCACAGCUCCGAAUAUCAAUCUCUCUUUGGACCAAAGUGAAGGAUCUGUCCUUUCUGAUGAUAACCUAGACACUCCGGAUGAAAUUGACAUCAAUGUAGAUGACCUGGACACACCAGAUGAAGCAGAUUCUUUUGAAUAUGCUGGGCAUGGAAAUGAAUUAAACUGGGAAGAAGAGCAGCCGGCCAUUAAGGAAGCUUCUCAAGAGGAAUCUGAAGCAAUCCCAGAAUAUACUGCUGAGGAAGAGCGAGAAGACAACCGGUUAUGGAGAACAGUUGUCAUUGGAGAACAGGAGCAGAGGAUCGAUAUGAAAGCCAUUGAGCCUUAUAAAAGGGUCAUUUCUCAUGGAGGAUACUAUGGGGAUGGUCUAAAUGCCAUCAUUGUGUUUGCUGCAUGUUUUCUGCCAGACAGCAGUCGAACUGAUUACAACUAUGUCAUGGAAAACCUUUUCCUAUAUGUAAUAAGUACCUUGGAGCUCAUGGUUGCUGAAGACUAUAUGAUUGUUUACUUGAAUGGAGCCACACCCAGGAGAAAGAUGCCAGGACUGGGAUGGAUGAAAAGAUGUUACCAGAUGAUUGACAGGCGGUUAAGGAAGAACUUGAAAUCCUUCAUCAUUGUUCACCCCUCUUGGUUUAUCAGAACAAUUUUAGCAGUGACACGGCCUUUUAUAAGCUCAAAAUUCAGCAGUAAGAUAAAAUAUGUGAGCACUUUGGCAGAGCUCAGUGAACUAAUUCCAAUGGAAUAUGUAAAUAUCCCUGAAAGUAUUGUCAAGUAUGAAGAAGACAGGUCCUUUCAGAGAAGAGUAAGACUGGAUGAAGAGCUGAGGGAAGCAUCAGCAAAAGCAAGCUGUCUUUCAAAUGAGCCAGAAAUAACUUCAGUCCAGCAGGAGAUUGACAUGACAGUGAAAGGAAAUCCCUAACUUCCUUGGCAAAGUGCAGAAGAGAAUUAUCAUUUGUUUGGUGUGCCUGGGCCUCAAGGAUGGGGACAAUUUGGGUUUCUCAUUUGAGCACAAUCCUCCAGGAUGACCCCGUUCACCAGCCUCAUUUCUUUUCAUGAGGCCUGUUGGUGCAAGAAUAGUUCCUGGUAGAUUGCAACCUUUGUUCUCUGAUCACUCAGUGCCAUUCAGAGUUUUCUGAAGUAAAAUAAAAAUAUAUAUGGAGGGCUGCUACUGCCAAAUAGGCAGCAACGUGUAGAUUCGUGCAUUACCUUCAGAAGUGUUGCCUGCAAUAUGCAUUUUACCCCAGUUCUGAAUUUUGCCAUCAGUGUGCCUCAUCCGUGAUUCUGGACGUUUGAUUUAUUGUUCCAUUUUGGCUUCAGCGUAUUAACAUAUCUGUGCCAAGUUACAUUAGAAAUGUUAAUUUCUCUAUAGCAAUGCCCCAGUCCAGUGGCUCCGGUGCAUUGGGCUCAAUGGGCUCAAUUAGGCAUGCAGAAUUCUGUGCAAGGAGAGACUCAGAUUGCGACCUUCCUUGCUUUAUGAGAGAACAAACACACAUUGCUUCUUAGAAGAAUCUGGGGAGCUCGAACUCACAUGGAGCGUUACAAGUGCUUCAGAGACUUCACUGAUCUUGGUUUGCCACCAUUAGCUAUAAUUCCACUCCUUUGUUCCCCAAAAAAUUCUUAGUAUUUUUCUUUCUUUCACUAUAUCUCAAUAGCAGGCACUAUGCAGGACUAUUCUUGAUCACAACAGUGCCAUGAAUAACAAGGAUGGAAUGUUUUUUUCUUAAUUUUAUGUGUUGUUAAGGAAACAGGAAGUCCCCAGAGGAGGUAAUGCUUGCAGAAGCAAAGGAUACUCCUUGUAUGAAUGAGAAUAUGUAUGGACCUCGGUGAAAUCCCAGACUGAAAGGAUGCAGGAAGAGAGGCAACAUAUGCUGAGGUCAUCAGAUAGUAUGCUAAGAUAACAGCCCCAAAGAGAAAAUAAAGGUUCUCUUUUAAUUUGAUUGCGGUACCAGUUGUCAUCACUAACAAAGUACCAAAUUCAAAACUUCAUGCUAACUAAAGUAUUGCACAGUAACAAACACCCCUCUGUUGAGAAGCAAAACCCUAGCAAUUCUAAAACACACUAGUUUAUUUUCAAAUGGUGGUGACAAAUUAAUUAAUUUGCCAGACUGAAAAUAGAAUGCUGAGGUGUGGGUCUUAUUUAAUCAAAAAGUGGAUGCUAUUAGACAUAACAUGUUCAUAGUAGCUUUUUGUAAUAAAUUUAGUCACUAGUUAUUAUCAUCUUACUCCAGAAAUAUAGCUUCAAGUAGAUUAAAUCAAUAUCCUGUAUUACUAAUCAUCAUUUGUCAUUAGUCAUCUGUAGUCGUUAUGACAGGCAGGGGUUGGUAGUGGUUGCCAUUAUCUCCAUUCACAUAUAAUUCACAUUCACCUUGAACAAUACGUUGUUUUAUAGGGAAGGGACCAGUCUGCUGUCCAACAUGCAAGGGGAUGGGUGGCAGAAAGAGGGAAAUUGGGACCUUCUGUGGUCCAUCAUCAAAGCCAUCACUGUUGGCAAGGGAGGUUUCCCCACCAUUUUAAAAUCAUUCCAAACCAUUUUCCUCAUAUGAAGAGUGGCAGCAAGUGAAGAGGUUAACCAAGGGACACUAAAUCUUCCUGUCUUUGGUGAGUCAUGUUUUUGGAGUGUGUGUAAAGCUUUGUACCCCUUCACUUGUAUCUGCAGACCAUUUAUUUUGUCCCAUAGAAUUCGGUGGGUGCCACUGAAAAUUGAAUCAGCCCAUAUCUUCAUGACUUUCAACCUUUAUCUUUCAACUUCUGCCACUAGUGUGUGUGAUGGAAAUUGAACAUUGGGAAUCCACUUACAUAUAUACUGGUUUCAGAGCCAAAGGUUUGCAUUCUCCAGCAGAAGGAGCCUUCUGCCAAUCCAAUAGAAAGUGUCUUCUUCUAGUGGAGCAAGCUCCAUCCAUCAGAGGAAGAAAACCUUCAGAUCCAACACAAUAAGUUGGAUUGUUUAAAAGGAUUGAAAUAGGUUCUGUCAACAGAAAGAAAUGAAGGAAAUAAGAAAGCUCUGUAGUUAAACGUCAGGGAACAAAUUAUAUUUUUGCAGUGUUCCUUGUUUGACAUCAGUUUUUACGCUGCCUGUGUCCUUAAUCUAAGCUUGAAGAAGUUCCAAGAACAACACAUGCCCUGUGUGGUGCCAGUCCCAUAAAGUGCUGAGCACUGAUUCUUAUACAAGACUGGAACCCAGCUUAGCACUUGACAUUUUAUGUCAUCCUGUAGAAUGAUAAUUUGAAAAUUGGAUUGUUCUUUAGAAGAAAUUCUACUUCAGAUGCCAUGGUUUAACAGACAGGGGUUUGAGUUACCUUCCAGAUGCUGAGAGUGUUCCCAGUCUGAAAUUUCAAUGCCUCCCAUGCCAUGAGCUCGUAUUCUUCACAGACAUUAGGACUAUGCAAUGCAGUACAAGAGUGAUGGUGAAUAUUGGUCUUUUGCCCUUGUACAUGUUUGUAGUAGGAAGCAAUCAUUUUGAAGGGUAUGUUAAUGUGCAAUUUUGCCAUGGGGUUCCCUUAUAAGAUCCUUUUACUAUGAAGAUAUUAAUAGGAAAAUGAACCUUGUGACAAUGGUAACAGUGGAGGGUUCCCUCCACCAACACGUUUAAUAGAUGCAGUACUUACUCUUCUCAAUCAAUCACUUGCUGUGCUAAUGAGCACAUGGAGAUUAUCUGUCUGCAGAGGGACUCCCAUUACAUUUAGUGGAGGAAGCUGUGCUGCCCAUACAUUUUGUUGUGUGUUUGCAGUUGCUUCUCUCUAUUGAAGUAAAUGGUCACAAGAACUCAGUAUGUGCACUGGUAUAUGGAGCUCUGGACUGGGGUAGAUAUCUACAGGGUGCUUGUGUGUACUGAAUUUAUGUUACGGGGCGUUUUGUCAACUGCACUGUGCUAUCUGCCACAAUACUAUCUGCCCUGUUGAGCUAAUGGAGCGACAGCUCUGCUUCUGUGUACUAAGCUCUUGCAAUCUGAAAGUAUUAAUACUGUACCUUGUUUUGGGGAGAUGCUGCGUGAUAAUUUAAAUAGUGCAAGUCUAUGAUGUUUAAAUGUGAAAAUGUGUUUUCGAAAACAUUUUAGUCACAAUAUAACACAAAGUUGUGCUCUUAUUCCCCCUGAUUUCACUUACGUUAAUUGUGCCUAACUCCAGUGUUGGACUGUGGCCCUUGGGAUUAGUCCUUUCAAGUUGGGUUGCCAAAUAAUAAGCCCGGCAUGUUCUUAUGCCUUUAAACAACUGCUUAAUCUGCAGAAAUCAACAAGAGAUGAAGCUUUACAUACAUAGUGAUAAACAUUAUCACCUGCAAAUUGCUCUUAAGGGCACAGCUGCAAGUACCAGUUUAAAUGCUGGCAAUUUUACUUCCCAAUGUUUUUGGCACUAACAUUCCAGUGUUCAAAACAGCAAUUAUUUUUAGAUGUUCCAUCUUUCUUACAUCUUGAUCCAAUGCAUGUUUACUCAGAGGUAAAACCCACUGAUCCUGUGAGGCUUAUCCUCCCUAGUAAGGAUUGCAGCCUUACAAUCCAGUCCUGGGCAGAGUUACUCCACAUAUGACCUGGCUACUUAUGCCAUAGCUAUGAAUUACUGACAUUAUUUGCCCCUCGUCAAUAGAAAACAUGGUGACAUUCUUGCAAUUUGCUUGUAAGGCAUUGAUGGUUAAGAAGGUGUAUAAGACAAAUGUCUUGUUAAAAACAAAUAGUCUGUCUUCUUCAACUUAAAGAACAAAGUGCUAUUUGCUCAUUAAUACAUAUUUUUAGAAUUUUAUUCUUUCCAAAAAAGUAUAAGUAUGUCAGUUGCAUAUUAUACUAAUUACUACCUAGCAAUGUUCAGCAAAAACUUAUUUCUUUUAAAAAUAAAUACAAAUACUGACACUCAAGUAAACUUUUUAAUACAUAGAAUUUCCCUUCAUCGUGUAUCUAAGUGCUCAUAAUUAAGCAUUACUUAGGGCCUUUCUAGGUUUUCUUUGUGUGGUUUCUUAGUUACUGUGGCAGAUUCAGAUGUCAAAAAGAUAUGUUUUGGGUUAAUUGCAUUGUUAUGAUUAUUUUAUUACUAAGCAAAUUAUAUUCCCCCUCUUCAGUUCAUGGACCAGCAGAAACUACAUGUUUGUGCAGUUUGGACUGGGAGCACAUUUAUGGAACCUAUUGGCUAGUGCCCUUGAGGUCACUGGUGAUGAACAUGACUCCCCCAUUCUCUCCAUACAAUUUUGUGAUAUUUUAAAUAUAUGGAGCAUGAUACAAAAAAUAUCAGAAUACCCUGCUGGAUCAUAUUAAAGGCCUGCCUAUUUUAGCAUCCUAUUGUUACAGCGACUAACUGGAUGCCUCUUCUGGGAAGCCGCCUGCUAUCAGGACCUGAGUGUAACUACACUUUCCUGUUCUGCAGCAACCAGUUUUCAGAGGUAGCACAAACUGUUACAGCUUGUAGCCAUUACAGAUAGACCUAUCCUCAUGAAUUUGUCUAAACCCCUUUUAGUACCAUCCAAAGUGGUAGCCAUUACUAUGUCUUGUGGCAGCAAAUCCCAUACAUUUAACUAUGUGCCAUAUGAACAAGUACAUCCUUUUGUCUGCCUUGAUCUUUGUUGGAUGACCCUGGGUCUUGCAAGAGAGGAAGAAAAAUGUCCACUUUAUCCACGCCAGGCAUCAUUUUAUACACAUUUAUCAUGUCCUCCCCCCUGGCCUUUUUUAAAGAAAUAAAGAGCCAAAUGCCCCAAUCAUUCCUCAUAAUGGGUAUUGUUCCACCUCUCUGGUUAUUUUUGGUUUUCCAGCUCUGCAAUGUCCUUUUUGAUGUGUACUAACCAGAACUGAACACAGUUGUACCAAAUAGCCAAAAUUAAGGAGUUCAAAGACUUUUUGAUCUUAGUAAGAGUAAUUUAGGCAUAUGCUUUAACUUGGUUAAGAUAGUUGGACUUUCAAAUACUUCACUUUGGCUGGAUCAUAUCAUUAUGCUACAUGCUUUAAAAUUCUUUACUUUAAAAAAACUUUUGUAGAGGCUAUUCCCCUUUUCACCUGAAGGAUCUACUACCUUCCCUGCAUAAUGUCAGGAAUGGGGUAUUUCACCACCAGCCCUAGGCUGGGGCUAGUAGUACGGCUACUAUUACAAAUGCUAAUAGGAACAAUAUGGAUUUCUCCUGUUAUCUGGAAAGGCCCUAAUGCACUAUUCAUUUUGUUCAACUCUGCUAACAAAAUUGUUUAGAUUAAGCAAUAUAAUAUGUAAUAUCAGUAUAUGUACAAUAUGUAUGUAUGAAUCAGAAAUAAAGAGCUUACAAUCCAG
Molecule: messenger RNA, 14846 nt
Organism: Podarcis muralis (Common wall lizard)
Lineage: Eukaryota; Metazoa; Chordata; Lepidosauria; Squamata; Lacertidae
Gene: PRUNE2
Product: prune homolog 2 with BCH domain
Biological process (GO): apoptotic process
Cellular component (GO): cytoplasm
Molecular function (GO): pyrophosphatase activity
Source: RefSeq, a predicted model, not a curated record